AGGGGGAUUCCAUCAUUCUCCAUUACUCAUCUCUAUAAUUUAUCUUUCCCUUUCUUUCUACCUCCAUGAAUUCUACAAUUCAUCAGUAUGUUUGUCUGAUAGUUAAAUAAGAUACCAUGUGAAUAUGUUAUGGAUGUUAAAUCCAGUGCGUCGGGGUGAUUGGUGGUGGAGCGAUUCCGUCCGAAGUAAGGUGGAAGCUAAGAAGGUGGCGUAUUUGAGGUACAUGGGCUGCAAUGUUGAGGAGGAAAGAGCGGCGUUGCGAGUGGAGUACAAGAAAGCACGUAAAGAAGCUAAGUUAGAGGUAACGAGGGCAAAGAAUGCCGCUUUUGAACGCCUUUACAAGGAUAUUGAGGAGAAAGGCAGUGUUAAUCCACUGUGCCGGCUUGCUAAGGUGCGCGAGAGGAAGGCCCGAGAUCUAGACCACGUGAGAUGCAUGAAGGACAGCGAUGGUAGAGUGUUAGUUGAGACUGCCAAGGUGGCUAAGCGCUGGGGGGAGUACUUUAGUGAACUCUUAAAUGCGGGAGGAGACCAGAGGCUAGUUCUUGAUGAGUUGGGACAUCCUGGGGCAUCUCGUGUGUAUUGCCGGCGCAUUUGCUUGGAAGAGGUGGUUCAGGCUCUCCGCGUGAUGCGUAAUGGGAGAGCUGUGGGACCAGAUGAGAUUCCAGUGGAGUUUUGGAAGCAUGCGGGUCGUGAUGCGUGGGUUUGGUUAACCAAACUCUUCAAUGUUAUCCCCCGGACAGCAUGGAUGCCUGAUGAGUGGAGGGAGAGUCUCUUGGUCCCUCUGUUUAAAGGCAAAGGUGACAUUCAGAGCUGCGAGAAUUACAGAGGCAUCAAAUUGCUUAGCCACACCAUGAAGGUUUGGGAGCGAGUUAUCGAGUAUAGGGUGCGGAAAGAGGUUUGCAUCUCGGAGAACCAGUUUGGUUUCAUGCCUGGCAGAUCGACUACAAAGGCCAUUCAUCUCGUGAGGAGGUUAAUGGAAGAGUAUAGGGCUAGGAAGAAGGACCUUCAUAUGGUGUUUAUUGACCUUGAGAAGGCGUAUGAUAGGGUGCCAAGGGAGGUCUUAUGGAGGUGCCUUGAGGCGAGAGGAGUGCCCAUCGUGUACACUCGCGCGAUCAAGGAUAUGUACGAUGGGGCUAUGACCAAGGUAAGGACUUCCGGGGGCGUCUCAGAUUCCUUCUCGGUAGGGAUGGGGUUGCACCAAGGGUCUGCUCUUAGCCCUUUUUUGUUCGCCUUGGUGAUGGACGUCCUAACUCAAGGUGUUCAAGACGGGGUCCCAUGGUGCAUGCUUUUCGCGGAUGAUAUUGUGCUUAUCGACGACACGCUAAUUCAGGCGGAAGGGGAGUUAGAUGCGGAUGUUGGACAUCGGGUUGGAGUGGCUUGGGCCAAAUGGCGGUUAGCUUCAGGGGUGUUGUGUGAUCCGAAGAUUUCGCCUAGAAUGAAAGGUAAGUUCUAUCGAUCCGUAGUCAGACCUGCUAUGUUAUAUGGGGCAGAGUGUUGGGCGGUUAAGAAGACUCAUGUGCGUCGUCUGCAUGCGGCGGAGAUGCGGAUGUUACGAUGGAUGUGCGGGAAGACAAGGUUGGAUAGGAUUUCGAAUGAGGUUAUCCGACGUCAAGUAGGUAUGGCACCGGUGGAAGACAAGUUGCGGGAAGCGAGGUUGAGGUGGCUUGGCCAUGUGAGACGGCGGGAUGCUGACGCCCCUGUACGGAGAUGCGAGAGGAUUACAGUUAUUGGGGGAAGUAGGGGAAGGGGUAGACCUAAGAAGAAUUGGGAGGAGGUGAUAAGACAGGAUUUAGGACUUCUCGACCUGACUGAGGAUAUGGCCCUAGAUAGGAACCUUUGGAGAACUAGGAUUAGAGUAGCUGGAUAGGAGCUCGGUGUUGUAGAAGUUGUUUUGUAGUGUGUUGUAUUUGUUGGGAAUCUUUUGCUAUUGUUUGUACUUGUUGCUUGUACUUGGUGCCUUAUCUGUGCUAUACUGUGUUCU
Molecule: messenger RNA, 1981 nt
Organism: Cuscuta campestris
Lineage: Eukaryota; Viridiplantae; Streptophyta; Magnoliopsida; Solanales; Convolvulaceae
Source: the annotation of a GenBank genome assembly